GGCCUGAGGGGCCCGAGAGAUCGCGAGAGAUUCUGGCCGAUCCUGCGUGAAACUGCGAACGUCUAUUGUUUUCGGAAAUGAUGGAGAAGUGUUGAGUUGUGUGACGUAUUGACUUAAAAUUAGGGUUGAAAUAUUGGCUGCUUGUUUGUGAUAGCUUUAAAGAUGCCACCAAAAGUGAAGCCGGCUCAACCGAGCAAAAAAACGGUUGAGAAAAAGAAGGAAAAAAUUAUAGAGGACAAAACAUUUGGCUUGAAAAACAAGAAAGGUGCAAAGCAGCAGCGAUUCAUUCAGCAAGUUCAGCAUCAGGUCAAAAGUGGUGGAAAUGUCAAGAAAACUGAAGAUUUAAAGAAGCUGGAAAAAGAGAAGAAACUAAAAGAUCAGAAAGAAAUGAAUUUACUUUUUAAACCUGUAGCAACACAGAAAGUUGAAAAGGGUACAGAUCCAAAGUCAGUGUUGUGUGCAUUUUUCAAGCAAGGUCAGUGCUCAAAGGGCGAUCGUUGCAAGUUCUCACAUGACCUAACACUGGAGCGCAAGGCAGAGAAACGCAGUGUGUACUGUGACAUGAGGGAUGAAGGGGAUGAUACAAUGGAAAACUGGGAUGAGGAGAAACUAAAGGAAGUUGUUGAGAAGAAACAUGGAGAAGCAGAAAGGAAAAUGCCUCCUACUGAUAUUAUAUGUAAAUUCUUCCUUGAAGCUGUGGAGAAGAGUAAAUAUGGUUGGUUCUGGCAGUGUCCUAAUGGAUCAAGCUGCAUCUACAGACAUGCUCUGCCUCCGGGAUUUGUUCUCAAGAAGGACAAAAAGAAGGAAGACAAAAAGGACGAGAUUUCACUUGAGGACCUGAUUGAGCGUGAACGGGCUGCACUGGGUUCAAACCUGACUAAGGUUACUCUGGAAACAUUUCUUGCAUGGAAGAAGCGAAAGGUAAAGGAGAAGAAGGAGGCAGCGAUAAAGGAGGAGGAAAAGAAGCGGUUAGACUACAAAGCAGGACGGCAAAUUGGGAUAUCUGGACGUGAAAUGUUCUACUUUAAUCCUGACCUGGCAGUAGCUGAUGAGUUUGAGGAGGGAGAUGAAGCAUUUGAUUCCUACAAUUUGGACGAUGAGGAUGGACAGAAUAAUGUUGAGUACCGUGAGAUUCAGUUGGAUGCCUUGGCCAUGGAGGCCCAAGAAGUGGAUGGAACAGGAACUCAGGCCUCUGAGGAUCGCUUGAAAUGCAAGGAGACCAAUCGCAGCACAACAAAUGGGGAAGUCAUCUUAUCUGAAGAUCCAGGUGGAGGAAGUGAGGGUGCUACAGCUAUUCCUAUUAACGAGAAUUUGUUCAUUGAUGAUGAUGAAGAUUUAGAUGACCUAGAUGAAGCAUUGGAUGACCUAGAUUUGGAACAGUGACCUUGGUGACAAGCCAAGUCUGGUCUUGGUUGUCCACCAUUUGUAGGAUGUGUAAUUGUGAAAAUUGUGCAUCUAAAUACAGUGUUUAAAUUAUUAACAUCCUAUUUUGCAAAGGUGUUAAGUGUUAACAAAAACUGAAAUGACACUUCAGGGAAGUUUCUCAUUAUCGGUCCCCUAUCCUAACAUCUGUAGUUCUGUAACGAAUUUGAAUAUUAUUCACUUCACGUAGUACUGACGUUAUAUGAAAAAGUGUUGGUUAAACGAAGGACCUUGUGAUAAAUGUUUGACUAGUGGUUCAGGUACUGUUUACAAUUUUUGUGCUUGCCUGUGGCUACUGUCUAAGCCCCAGACUUUAAUUAGACAUUUACAGUUUUAUAAUAUAAUGCAGUGUGUUCAGGUGAGGUAAAAACAUGAUGCUUGCAACAGCAUGUCAGUAGUUUCCUGCAUGACUGUAGAGAUAACAGUGCAGGAGGUUCCCUUAACUUUAGCGCUCUCUCUCUCAACUUAAACUGAACUUCAUUAUUGAUUGUUAUACAAUGCUGACAGAAACUUACUAUUCUUUAUAAGAACUGCUAGGACUGACCCCCUUCCCCGCUACUUGCAGGUAUGCCUUUUAGUACAUAAAUAAAUGUAUCAAAACAUUUAUGAAGCUCUGAAGUGAAUAAUUCACUGUGCACACCACACCACUACUUGUGGAAAAGACAGAAAGAUUUGAGUAAGUAGAACUUUCACGCACUACUGUAUCAAGCACACCACAUUUGUUAACUGCAUGAGUGGCUGUAGUGUUCAUAAUGUUGCUGCAUCUUCUUUUUUCUUUGUUACAUAUGAUCAUGUUAGUACACACAAUAUAAAAGUAUGGAGUGAAAGAAUCAUAAUGCUGGACAACAAGUGUUAUUACAGAGCAUAAUAGAGAUAUGGUGUGCUGUGUCACUUCAGGAUGUCAAAAUGUGUCGCAAAACUUGUUUGUGUGUUGCAGGCAGAAAGGGGUCAGUUCUAGUAGUUCUAAUAAAAUAUGGUAGGUUUGUAUUACCUUAUUGUAGUAAUCAGUAAUGCAGUUCUGUUUGGUGAAGGCAUGGAAAUCCCCUGCAGCAUUUCCCCCAUCCACACGGUAAACUACUGCCAUGAUAUUGCAAGCAGGCUGUUUGAGUCCAAAUGGAAUGAACUGUACAUGAAUUUUGAAAUGUUUCCUGGUUGGAGUAAAUAACACAUAUUAAAGAAUAAAAUAAA
Messenger RNA from Cryptotermes secundus, 2610 nucleotides. RefSeq names its product zinc finger CCCH domain-containing protein 15 homolog. Gene Ontology annotation, cellular component: cytosol. Gene Ontology annotation, biological process: cytoplasmic translation. The transcript has 8 exons. Bases 163 to 1383 code for a protein of 406 amino acids. Gene Ontology annotation, molecular function: mRNA binding; metal ion binding. NCBI's taxonomy places the organism in Eukaryota, Metazoa, Arthropoda, Insecta, Blattodea, Kalotermitidae. The record is from RefSeq and is a predicted model, not a curated record.